AUAUCAGUGGGCUCCCUCUUCUACUGAAUACAAGAUACAAUUUAAUGACGACACCGCCAGCAAACGCGGUAACAGCUGCAGGUUGAUAAAGAUAAGGAAAUAACACGCUCAACCAGCAGUUAUAGAGAACUGUUCUACGCCACAAUGAACAACAACAACAUAUUAAUGGAAACCGAUGCAGGGACGAGCACUGAAACGCUGCGUUUCAACGUUGGCGGUAGGAUGCACGAGGCCAGUUGGAGCAUAUUUAGAGGCAAGAAGGGAUCGGUUCUGCCCAAAAUGGAAGAACUCAAACGCUACUAUCGACCAGAAAAAGAUGAUUACUAUUUUGACCGCCAUCCUGGUUUGUUUGUGUCGAUUCUGAACUACUAUCGCACAGGGGAACUCCAUCUUCCUCUGGAAUACUGUGCUCCCAUUGUGAAAAUAGAGCUAGAUUUUUGGGGAAUAAGCGACGACGAGAUAGCAGACUGCUGUUGGGCAAACUACUCCGAGUACAGAGAGAAAAAAGACGCCCUACUUAAAUUUGACUCUUUUUUGUCUAAAGAGGUAGUUGAAAUUGACAGUCUUAGUUCUAAGUGGGAGAGGACGAGAAAGAUCAUCUGGAGAGGCCUAGAAAACCCUACCUCAUCUGUGUAUUCGAAGGUGUACACUUUCACGUCGCUUUUCUUUGUGAUACUGUCCAUUGUGACCUUUAUUUUGCACCAAAACCCUGCCCUGGAGGUGUAUCCCAAUGACCCACUUUGGGCAGAGGAAUUGCUCCUGUUCGGAGUUGACAACGAGACUUUCCAUAAGCUCAGGGGGGACUACUGGCGCAUGGUGAACGAGACUUCCAUCGAAGAAGCCAAUCAUGCAUUUGCUCUCCAGCACCCUAGCGUCAAGGUGAUCAAUUUCGUAUGUGCAGCUUUUUUCACAUUGGAACUGAUCGUGCGAUUCAUAUUCUGUCCUGAGAAAUGCCGAUUUUUCAUGCAUCCGCUUAACAUUAUAGACAUUUUGGCCGUGUUACCUUUCUUUUUGGAAUUUGGGUUUUAUAUUGUUAACCCCACUGCAACAAUGUUUGAAAAUUCGGUUUUUGAGUUUGUCCAUAUUCUACAAAUUGCCCGUAUUUUUCGUGUGUUUCGCCUCGCAAAAUCGUACACAGGAAUGAAAGUGAUCCUCUACUCCCUGAAGCAGAGCGUCCCAGAGGUUGCCCUCACGGUGGUUAUCCUGUUGAUUACUAUGCUAGUGUUUUCUUCGCUCAUGUACUAUGCUGACCACAUCGAUAACCCUGACAGCAAGUUUCCAGACAUACCGUCAACGUUAUGGUGGGCCAUUAUCACCCUGACCACAGUAGGAUACGGAGAUACCUACCCCUCCUCUCCACCCGGGUACAUCGUGGGCUCGGUGACGGCGUUCUUUGGGGUGCUGCUAUUGGCUUUGACUAUCCCUAUUAUCGUCAGUAAUUUCAUGCUUUAUUACUCUUAUUCAAAGAUCAGGCCAAGAAAAAAGUCAAAAUUCAAGGAAACAAAUGACUUGGUGUUUGAGAGAAUUGAUCCAAACGAACCAAAGAUUUUGUCUGUAAGCUUAAACGGAGACGCACGGCCAGUCUCUGGCAUAAAUGCAGAAAAUGAACAACGAAUGUAAAAUUGCACAAUUUUGUUCUUUUACUGUGCGAAGCGACAUCUUGCCAUACAAUAUGGAUAAAACAAAGUGAUGUUGCACACGUAAAUGCAUUAAUAUUCUACUAGGUUCCAAAGGCUUCAAAAUUACCAGAGCGAACUUCAUAUUUACUCUUUGACCCCCUGAGCGUCGUCGU
Messenger RNA from Lingula anatina, 1792 nucleotides. Its product is annotated as voltage-gated potassium channel KCNC1. The record is from RefSeq and is a predicted model, not a curated record. Gene Ontology annotation, biological process: protein homooligomerization; potassium ion transmembrane transport; action potential. Gene Ontology annotation, cellular component: membrane; voltage-gated potassium channel complex. Gene Ontology annotation, molecular function: delayed rectifier potassium channel activity. NCBI's taxonomy places the organism in Eukaryota, Metazoa, Brachiopoda, Lingulata, Lingulida, Lingulidae.